Messenger RNA from Prosopis cineraria, 848 nucleotides. RefSeq names its product WRKY transcription factor 55. NCBI's taxonomy places the organism in Eukaryota, Viridiplantae, Streptophyta, Magnoliopsida, Fabales, Fabaceae. The coding region runs from base 69 to 740 and encodes 223 amino acids. The record is from RefSeq and is a predicted model, not a curated record. The transcript has 3 exons. Gene Ontology annotation, biological process: regulation of DNA-templated transcription. Gene Ontology annotation, molecular function: sequence-specific DNA binding; DNA-binding transcription factor activity.
ACCAACAUAGAAGCUUGCCCAGAAAUUUACCCGCAAGCCCCACCACCUUUAUAAUUUGCCCGGUGCAAAUGGCAAAUUCCAGAAAGCAGAAAGACCUAGAAACCAUGGAAGAGGCCACCAGUUCUUUAAUACGCCGUGCUUGUGAAUUAGCUAGAAACCUAGGAUCAAAUUUCGCCCACUUAGCUUACCUGCAGCCUGAUGUACUGUUGGCGUCCAUUGAUGAGACAGUGACGACGUUUUCGGCCGCUAGAGAAAGCCUGCGACUGUUUUCCCUACACCCAACUUCUGAUUCAACGGCGGUUUGGCCAGUUAGGUCCCCCGGUCAUGCACGGCCAAUGGAUCAGUCGACUCAUGAUCAAAUGCAACAAUCAGCAGCAGCAAAGAUGCAGCAACGAAUGCAAAAGACGAGUAAUAGCAGGAAAAAUGAAUCGGAGACGAAGACAGUGAUGGCACCUGCGCCUAGGUAUGGAAACACAGAGAUACCGCCAGAUGAUGGCUUCACUUGGCGAAAAUAUGGCCAGAAAGAGAUUUUUGGCUCUACCCACCCGAGGAGUUAUUACAGGUGCACCCACCAGAAAUCAUACAAAUGUCCGGCGAAGAAGCAAGUGCAGCGACUGGAUGACAACCCUAACACCUUUGCUGUAACAUACCGAGGCAGUCACACCUGCAUUCUCUCCUCCACCGCUCCCUCCCCCAUCCCUCCUCCCCACCUCUUCCUCCAUCACUUCAACUCUACUUGACUGGCUGUUGAAUACAUCUCCCAGACUUGUGACUACUAAAGUACUAAUUUAUGCUAUCAUUUAGGCUUUGUAUUUGAACACAUUAAUCUUGUCCAGUGACGUGCUUCA